This is a messenger RNA of Neohortaea acidophila, 1386 nucleotides long. RefSeq lists its product as uncharacterized. Bases 1 to 1386 code for a protein of 461 amino acids. NCBI's taxonomy places the organism in Eukaryota, Fungi, Ascomycota, Dothideomycetes, Mycosphaerellales, Teratosphaeriaceae. The transcript has 4 exons. The record is from RefSeq and is a predicted model, not a curated record.
AUGCAGUCACUCGUUUGUAGCCUCCUGCUCCUCCUGCCCUUGGCGGGUACAGCCUUCGCGGCCCAUAAAGUCCAUGAACAUUCCCCACGCGAUACGACAUAUUGCUACACGCAGAUGUGGCCUACACAGGGGGCCUUGCAAUACACUCAAUGGUCUACCACGACCACUUGCACCAAGCAAAAGACCACGACAGUCACUACAACUUCAACCCCACUCACCGUCUCUACCACGACCUCUACCAUAACGACAACGUCAAUUGCUCCAUCGACAACAGACACGGCCACUAUCACUUCUGUCCAAACAAACACCAAAACAGAUACUUCGACUUCAGCGUCCACUUCGACCGUUUCUACAAGCGUGACAGUGUCCUUGGCAUUCACGCCCAUUGGUGAAUCGCUUCCAGGAGCAUCAUAUGACCCAUCUGCCGUCUACGCACGGAAGAAACGCGACCUCGACGCGAACGCCAACUUCCGCGGCUCCCACUAUUCGAAGCACCAUCGUCAUCCCCAGCACCAUCGUCAUCGCCAGCAUGGUUGGCCAGGCCCAGUACACUGUUGGCAUCAUGCUGGCGUGUGCGUCACAUCGACGUCGACCGCAACGUCGAUAGUCAUUGCGCCCACCUCCACCCAACUUAAACGUGCGACCACCACUUCUACAUUUAUUACCACUCCAGGAGUGAACACAACAACGACACUCGUCAUUCCCACAACGAGCACCACGACGACAACCGUAACUUCUAUUUCGACGACCACAACGACCUCUACCUCGACUACCGUCCCGAUUGCCCCCUCCGCCGCGUGUGAGACUGCGGCAUACUCGAACUACGCCAACUAUGUAGCCGGUGGGAAGGGUAUCGUGGGCCUGGCUCCCAGUAAUCUGAAUACCACGUCAGUAGAAUCGCCGGCGAACGGCUCGGCCUUCGAGUGCUGUGAAGCGGCCUUGGCGCAUCCUUUGGCGUCAGUAUGGGCCUGGUCGCCUCCAGAAGGAGAGGAGAGUCCUGCCACGUGCUAUAUUUAUCAGUUGACAUCGUGCACUGCUGGACAGGCCUCCAGCUUAGGCAAUGUCGCACAGUACUUCGAGGAUGGUGGCAAUCCAGAUUACGUGCUAGGAAAUGCCGCUUGUGGAGAGAGGUGGUUAGCCAGACUCAUCGCCAUGCCCGGCGGAAGGGGAGGGCUAGAAGAAUGGCUUGUCAGGCGGAGUGCGCAGGCGGCACGAGGAACAAUAUUGCUUUAUGCCGAGGGGUCAACAACGGCACUGGCCCUCCUGUUGGAAGCGUACGAUGGUGUUGAGAACGCGAAUUGUGGACGUGUUGAGGAUGCCGUUGCGUCGGAAUCCGAGAAGGCUAGAGAAAGUCUCGCGACAAUCAAAGAUAUUGAGGGAGUCUGA